UUCGCAUCCUCCGUGUUUCGUCUGCCGCUCGUCCUUUGUUCUUCCGACCAACCAACCAACCGCCGACCGUAUCGUCCUUUAACCACCGACCGACCGACCGACUGUCAAAGGACCGACCGAAAAUUGAGAGUCACGCGCUCUUUCUCUCACUCACUCCCUCCGGUCCCGUCCGUCCCGUCCUGUCGAUCUUCUGGAAGGCUGAAAGAAGAGAGAGGCUGGGAAUAGGCCAAGCACCAUCACGAUUUUCAAGUGGCUUGGGUGACGACACCACUUGGUCAAUAGCGCAUUUGCACGCCGCCUCCACUGCCUUGGCUUUUUCCGACUGACAACACACAACACCACCACUCUCCCACCGCCCUCUGCCAACUUUCGAUCGACAACUCCUGGGCUUUUCCGUGCCCUCGACAUCGUCUUUCUCCUCGUCACUCUUUCUCUCGUUUAAUUCAGGGAUCACAACCCAACCACUGUCAAAAUGGCUGCCAACGAAAACAGCGCUCCCGAGACCACCAUCGUUCCUUUCAACGACCGAAAGGUCCUUCCUGCUUGCGCCGUCUCUUGUGGUGCCCUUUACGAUGCCAACGGCGCCUGUGUUCCUCCCAUCAUCGCCGUAGACGCCGGCCCGAGUGCUUACACACAGUGUUUCUGUCUUGAUACCCGAGUCGCUGCAUUCUCUACCGCAACCAAGGGUCCCUGCGACGACGCCUGUACUAACGACCCCAACGGCCUUUCCUCAAUCGCCGCAUGGUUCCGCGAUAUUUGCACAGUCGACGAGAACGCCAACAAGGGAAAUGGAAACGGUCAGGUCUCGUCAAAGACGACGACAACCGAUGGUUCUAGCUCGACUGGCGGCAGCAGAGCGGGCGCCAACUCUAGCGGCGGCGGUGAUUGGAUUUCGAACCACUGGCAGUGGGUGAUUAUGCUCGUCAUUCUUGUUGUCGGCAUUGCUGGAAUUUGGAUUGGUGCUUGCAUCUGGCGCCGCCGUUACCUCCGCAAGAAGGAUCGCCAGUCCUCCCUCGGCCAGAAGCACUCUGGCUCAGCAUCUCGACCAUCCUGGGGUCCCGGUAUCGAAGCCUCCGAGGCUGGCGGCAUGCCCUACAACACGGGCUACGACUCGAACCGAGAUUCGAACGGCAUGAUGCUCCCCGGCGCUGGGGCUGCCGCCGUUGUCGAGGAGAAGCCCAAAAAGGAGAAGAAGCGAUGGAUCGUCCGUGACCGAACAUGAGUCCAGUGCUCGAUCUUGCGCCACGUCUUGUUUCCCUUUUUUUUCACGACUCUCCUUACCAACGUCCGAUUCAAAACAGCAACAUCCUGUGCAUCUCACGAUAUAAACCGUGCAUUUAUCUAUACGGCCGUACUUUCCGACACCCUCAAUUACCUAUGAUUUGACCAGCUGGGGAUAAAACCCAGCACUUUACAGAAGGGAGGAAACACAAGUCACGCAUGACAAGACAUGAGCAGCUGUCUCGAAUCGCGUAACCCUGAGACAGGACCAGAGCAUGACUUGUGGUUGCAUCCUCUACUUCCCUUUGUGGCACGUGAGCCACGCUUGCUUUAUUUUGACAUUAUCUUUGUUUGUUUUCGGUGGCGUUUCAGUGUCUUUUGGAUAUCCGGCGUUGCUGGGAGAGGCGCAGCCCGCUGGUUUUUUUGGUGGCCGCCACCAUUGAACUACUCCACGCUUUCAAAGGCGUGGUUGGAAUGCAGGGCUUGGCACCAUGGGGAAAAUGAUUUGUCUUGUUUUUAUUCAACCCGGCAUAACGGAAGUUGCUCGUGGACAUUGGUGCCACAUAUUGAUGGCCUCUCAGGUUUGAGGGCAAGGGGCAUGGGAGUCUAUCCUUGACAUACAAUCCUACUAUUUUCAAGCCGUU
Messenger RNA from Fusarium vanettenii 77-13-4, 1865 nucleotides. RefSeq lists its product as uncharacterized. NCBI's taxonomy places the organism in Eukaryota, Fungi, Ascomycota, Sordariomycetes, Hypocreales, Nectriaceae. The record is from RefSeq and is a predicted model, not a curated record. The transcript has 3 exons. Bases 473 to 1222 code for a protein of 249 amino acids.